Messenger RNA from Myiozetetes cayanensis, 768 nucleotides. RefSeq names its product coiled-coil domain containing 152 (gene CCDC152). The coding region runs from base 1 to 768 and encodes 255 amino acids. The transcript has 8 exons. The record is from RefSeq and is a predicted model, not a curated record. Lineage: Eukaryota; Metazoa; Chordata; Aves; Passeriformes; Tyrannidae.
AUGAAUCACGGUGAUGAAGAAACUGUGAAAAAACCCAGUGUGGCGAACCUUGAUAAACUUUUAGAUGACUUCUUAGACAUAGAAAAGAAAAUAUCAGAAAUUAAUGAAGCAAAUAACCUACUGAUUCAUCAGCUGGAAAUGUGUAACAGGUUGCUAACAUUAAGCCAAUCAAAGGAGGAAUCAGUAAAAGAAGAAUGCAUUACUCUACAGAAUGUGAUAAACGGUCUAACACAAACCAUUGAAAACCAGUGUAAUGUCAAAGAUGAAAAUGAUAGACUGAAGAGUACCAUUCACAUCCUGGAAGAUAAAUUAAAGGCUUGUGAAGAGGAAUAUAAAGAUCAGAUUGAGAAACUCACGACAGAAAUUAAAAACAAAGAGGAAGACCACAAAUUAGAAAUAACACAGUUGAAUUGCGAUAUAAGGAAAAAACUUGAAGUAAAAGAAAUGGAGUACAGAGAAGAGAGAGAGAAAAAAGAUCUGGAAAUACUAGAGCUAACAAGACAGCUGAAAAUUCAAAAUGAAGAGAAGCAAAAUGAAAUAAUCAAACUGCAGAUAGAGUUCAACGCUAAAUUAGCAAGAGCUCAGGAUAAAACCACCAGGUCGUUUUCAGAUGCUUCUGUCUUGCCACAAAGUAUCUAUCGAAGGAAGCUGCAGCAUCUCCAGGAGGAGAAAAAUAAGGAAAUUGAAUGUCUCCGAAACACCAUAAGAGACUUAGAGCAACGUCUUCAUAAAGGCCAAGACCUGCACUUAAAACGGAAGCGAUUUUGA